Molecule: messenger RNA, 1338 nt
Organism: Selaginella moellendorffii
Lineage: Eukaryota; Viridiplantae; Streptophyta; Lycopodiopsida; Selaginellales; Selaginellaceae
Product: arogenate dehydratase/prephenate dehydratase 1, chloroplastic
Exons: 12
Coding region: 141-1292 (383 amino acids)
Biological process (GO): L-phenylalanine biosynthetic process
Cellular component (GO): cytoplasm; chloroplast
Molecular function (GO): arogenate dehydratase activity; prephenate dehydratase activity; chorismate mutase activity
Source: RefSeq, a predicted model, not a curated record
UAGGGUUCUUGGUCGCUGGGAGGGUAAGACACACCUCUUCCACCAUCGUUCUCCUUCUAACUCCCGGUUGGAACAGAUGCGUCAUUCGAUGCGCGCGAGGAUCGGCGAAGAAACUACUUGAUGCGAGGAAUAUUUUGCUCAUGGCCAUUGCCCUCCAUCCAAAGGGUAUUAUUACUCACUGUGGCCCAUCUCAAAUAGUAUCGUCUUCCUCGUCUUGUUCUUCCUCUGCAUGGCCUUGUUGGGUCUCCAUGGAAGCUCGCAGGCAAGAGAAUUACCGUUGCGUCUCGGGCCAGCGUCAGCUCGUCCGGGGAGCCUGUGUUAGUCAGCAACAGGACUCCAAGCCCGACAUGGAGCCCAGAUUUGAGCUGGAUACGCUGCCAAGGCCUCUUUCUGUGACAAGCUUGACAUCGCCUGGACAAGGGUCGAAGUUACGAGUUGCUUAUCAGGGCGUGCCUGGUGCCUACAGUGAAGCUGCCGCUUGUAAGGCUUAUCCGAAUUGCGAAGCCGUCCCUUGCGAGCAGUUCGAAGGUGCAUUCCAGGCUGUGGAACUCUGGCUGGUGGACAGGGCGGUGCUACCGAUUGAGAACUCGCUAGGAGGAAGCAUUCAUCGUAACUACGACCUUCUGCUACGCCACCGGCUACAUAUUGUGGGUGAAGUGCAGUUCCCAGUUAACCAUUGCCUCUUGGGCCUUCCCGGCGUCAAGACAGAGGAGCUGAAGCGCGUUCUUAGUCACUCUCAAGCUCUAGCGCAGUGUGAGCAGACACUGUCUAAGCUGGGAGUUACACGCGAGGCAGUCGACGACACGGCCGGAGCAGCCCAGUAUGUCUCGCAAAAUAACUUGAGAGAUGCAGGGGCGGUUGCCAGUGCCCGAGCAGCUCAGAUAUACGGGCUUGACGUUUUAGCCGAAGGCAUACAGGAUGACUCCGAUAACAUCACUCGUUUCUUAAUGCUGGCAAGGGAUCCUGUCAUUCCAAGGAAUGAUCGUCCGUUCAAGACAAGUGUUGUGUUUACACUUGAAGAGGGGCCGGGUGUCCUGUUUAAGGCGCUUGCAGUGUUUGCGCUGCGAGAUAUAAAUCUUACCAAGAUAGAGAGCAGACCGCAGCGGAAGAAACCACUGAGGAUUGUGGACGAUAGCAACACCGGAGUAGCCAAGUACUUCGACUACUUGUUUUACAUAGACUUUCAAGCAUCUAUGGCGGACCCAAGAGCACAAAACGCUCUCGGCCACUUACAGGAGAUUGCUCCAUUCAUGCGUGUUUUAGGAUGCUAUCCAAUGGACACAGGCUCGUGACUCUUGUUACAAAGUUUUGAUGGAAGGAAAACGAAAUUUUUUUAAA